Miscanthus lutarioriparius is the source of this 381-nucleotide messenger RNA. NCBI's taxonomy places the organism in Eukaryota, Viridiplantae, Streptophyta, Magnoliopsida, Poales, Poaceae. The record is from the annotation of a GenBank genome assembly.
AUGGGAACAACCUCCGUGGUCCUGGAAGGCCUCCUGGCGGCGCUCAAGGUGGUUGGCGGGACGCUUGUAGACCACACUUACCUGUUCCUCGGUGCCGGCGAGGCCGUGACUGGCAUUGCCGAGCUCAUUGCUCUCGAGAUGUCAAAACAGACUGGGUCUCCGAUCGAGGAGUGCCGCCCGAAGAUCUGGCUGAUGGACUCCAAGGGCCUGAUCGUGGCGUCGCGGAUAGACUCGCUGUGGGCGUUCAAGAAGCCGUGGGCGCACGAGCACGAGCCCGUGGCGACGUUGCUGGAGGCGGUGCAGUCGCUGAAGCCGACGGUGCUGAUCGGCACCUUGGGCAAGGGCUGCAUGUACACCCCCACCUACCGCAGCUACCGGUAA